UGUCGCAGCUGGAGCUAUUGUUUGAGUUGAGCGAAAUCAGUUUCGUAAAAUGGAUGCUCAGCAGCAACGCAAGCAUCUUAGACACGGGUGCCGCAGAUCACUCAGGGGCUCAGGGCUGCCGGAGAAGAACAUGCUGAUCAUCGUUGUGGACUAUGAUGCCAAUCAGAGCUAUGUGAAGCGUGACCUUGACCUCUUCACGAAGGUUGUGUGCUCUAUCACCAUGUUCGGCAACGCGCACCUGCUGCAGAGCAGCGAGAACGAUUUGGUCAUAUGGUCCUGCUCCAGCUAUGCCGUUAAUGUCAUCUAUCCCGAAAAGCUGAUAGACCCGACGAAGGACAACGACUCCCAGCUGGAGGAGCUGGCCGUUGUGGAGAGUCUCACCAGGCUGAGGCUGUUUAACCUGAUAUCUCAGGAUAUAACCGUGAUGAAGCGCCAAACCAAAGCGGAGGAGGAACAGACGGUGACUGCUCUGCUGCCUGGCACCGUGGCCAUGGUCCUAAGUUACCUAAGUCGCUGUCGACGUGAGGUCGCCAAAGUCGCGCAUAUCCGUGGUCGCAUUCUGAUUGUCACCGGCUCUAAGGAGCCGCCGAUACCUUUGGCCGCUAUGCAAAUGAAUGUCUUUCAGGUCGCGGCCAGAAUGGGCGUGGUCAUUGAUGUGUGCGCCCUGGAGCUGGAGUCGUCGUACAUGAUGCGGCAUGCAGCUGACAUAACCGGCGGCUAUUACUUUUCGACCAGCAACUUUGACACCCUCAGCGGGGUCCUGCUUGGCCUGUUUCUAGCCUCGCCCGAUGUGCGCCAGCAUCUUAAUUACCCGAUUCAGCCCCAAGCGGAUCUGCGCGCAAUGUGCUUCUGCCAUAGCAAGCUCGUCGAAAUGGGAUUUGUGUGCAGCUGCUGCCUGACGGUCUUUUGCAAGUAUACUCCCAUUUGCGGCAAAUGCGAGACUAUCUUUAAGCCGCCCCAGGAGUUGCAGAUGUACAUCGACAAUAGGGCCGCCCAGCGACGCCAAAGGGAACUCCUGAAACUUGAGAUGGAACGUCAGCUGCAGAUUACUUAGCUGUGCAUACAGUUCUUUCUUUUUUGUUUAGUUUUACAUCUCAUUUCACUCGCCUUUGCCGUGAAGCUCUUAGCAGAUCCACUCAAUUAAAGCAACGCUGGAUGGCGCAGCAGCCUCAUGACUAGACCGCAGCGCACGUGCGUGCCACAUAAAUUCGCAGAUUUCCACAUGUCAGACACUUGACGGCGACGCCAUUUUAUGAAAUCUUCAUUAAAUCAACUUUCAGGCGAUUGCACAGACGCGCUGCGGAUGGCCCGGCUCCUGCGCCAGCAUACUUUACGGGGGCCGCAAAGCAAAUAUUUUGCUUUUUCUUUCUUUUGCCUUCAUUUUUUUGCUUUUCAUUAAAAUUUACGCAUUAUCGCAUAAAUACUUAUGUACAUGCCAGAGCGAAGUUGCCCGGUCGCC
Molecule: messenger RNA, 1459 nt
Organism: Drosophila arizonae
Lineage: Eukaryota; Metazoa; Arthropoda; Insecta; Diptera; Drosophilidae
Product: general transcription factor IIH subunit 3-like
Biological process (GO): regulation of DNA-templated transcription; nucleotide-excision repair
Cellular component (GO): transcription factor TFIIH core complex; transcription factor TFIIH holo complex
Source: RefSeq, a predicted model, not a curated record